Messenger RNA from Paramecium octaurelia, 3347 nucleotides. The record is from the annotation of a GenBank genome assembly. NCBI's taxonomy places the organism in Eukaryota, Ciliophora, Oligohymenophorea, Peniculida, Parameciidae.
AUGUUACAAGUCGAAACAAUAACUGUAACUGUUUAAUUUGAUGAACCUAUUAAUUAAGGAAGAUUUGGAUCCAUCUUUUAAGGACAAAUUGAAGAUGGUAAGUGUGUUGCGGUAAAAAUAUAAAAAUAUAUCUCUGAAUCUGAAAACCAGAUUUUAAUGGCUCUUAAAGGAUAAUAAUUUGAUCAUAUUAUCUAAGUGAUUGCUUUUGAAAAGAAGGAAAACGAAACUUACACAAUAAUGGAACUUGGAGAGAAUUUGGAUUUAAAGAAACUAUCCAAUUAAACUAAAGCUUGUUUGCAAGUAAACGAUUUUAAAUUUAUUAGAUGGCAAAAGGUGUUUCCUAGCUAUUGUAACUUGGAUUUUACCUUCAAGACUUAAAACCAGGGGAUUUUGCUAUAGGCAUAGAUAAUAAAAUUAAAUUGAUAAAUUUUAGAUCCGUCAGAUCACUUGCUGAUAAAAAUCAAACCUAAAAACAAUAUUCACUUCCUUUUGGACAAGAAGCACUUAAGGCCGAAAUUUAGGAUUCCUUAGUAAAUAUUCGGUCCUUGGGAUGGGUGUUUUACGAAAUUUUUACAGGAGAAUAAAAUUAUUUUGAAAUCUCACCAGAAGGUGAUAUAGGGAGAAAUUAGUAAUAACAAAUUAAUGAAAAAAUAAAUGCAAACCAAAAUAUGAAAUAAUGGCAAAAAGAAGUAUUAUAAGAAAUGAUUGUUCAAAAUAUGAAAGAUGAAAAAAAUUUGAAUAGAUCUAUAAAUUGGAUAAGUCUAGAGGAAGUAAUUCAUAAAUUUGAAGUUGCUUGCGAUUAGAAGAGGGAGCUGUAUGAAAUUUUAGUAUUAGUGAAAGAUUUUGAUACAUAAAUUUUCACAAAUAUCAUUGAAAAAUUGAAAAGAGAGAAAAUUUCAAAUUGCAUAGGUUUUCUUUCAAAAGAUUGUAAAAACAAUGAUUAGUGUAUUACUAAUAUUAUCAGAUCAAUGAGUGAAAAUGAUUUUAAUAAAAAGAAUUAUUCAUCCAAUGAAUAUCAAGAAAUAAGAAAAGACCUAAUUACUAAAAUAUCUGGGAAUAAGAGAAUUAUAGAAUUUUUUAAAUUUCUUGUCCAAUUAACUGCAUUGGAUGGGGAAUUUAUUUAAUGCGGAUCAAAUUCCCUUAAUUUGUUAGUUUAGAUGAAAAUAGAUCUUAGAGAACAAAACUUUUAGAAUAUAAGGAUAUGUAAUACUUCUUUAAUUGGUGGAAAUUUUGUGAGGUGUAAUUAUAAUGGUUCAAUUUUUGAUAAUGUAGAUAUUAGUGGAAUUAACUUGAAUGGAGCCCAGUUGUUAAAUUGUAAAUGGAAGAAUAUCAAAAUACAUGAAUUAAAUAAAUUAGAUGGUCAUUCUGGUACUGUAUGUUGUGUAUGUAUCUCUCCUGAUGGUACUUCAUUAGCAUCUAGUAGUAGAGAUUAGUCUAUUCGAUUAUGGGAUGUUAAGACAGGAUAAUAAAAAGCAAAAUUGGAUGGACAUACAGAUUAUGUUUAUUCAGUUUGUUUUUCUCCUGAUGGCAAAACUUUAGCAUCUGGUAGUGGUGAUAAGUUUAUCAAUUUAUGGAAUGCUGAGACAGGAUAAUUAUUAACCUAAUUAGAUGGCCAUAGUCAUUAUGUACGGACUGUCUGUUUUUCUCCUGAUGGUACUACAAUAGCCUCUGGUAGUGAUGAUAAAAAUAUCUAUUUAUGGGAUGUUAAGACUCGAAAAUAAAAAGGCAAAUUUGAUAGUCCUACUUAUUCUGUACUAUCUGUGUGUUUUUCUCCUGAUGGCAAUACAUUAGCAUCUGGUAGUAUAGAUAGGUCUAUUCGUUUAUGGGAUGUUAAUACAGGAUAGUAGCAAACAAAAUUAAACGGUCAUACUCAUAAUAUUUAAUCAGUGUGUUUCUCUCCUGAUGGUUCUACUCUAGCAUCUGGUAGUGGAGAUUAAUCAAUCCGAUUAUGGGAUGUUAAGACAGGAUAAUAAAAGGCUAAAUUAGAUGGUCAUGAUAAUUGGGUUUCAUCAAUUUGUUUCUCAUCUGAUGGUACUACAUUGGCAUCUGGAAGUGGAGAUUAGUCAAUUCUUUUAUGGGAUGUUAAAACAGGAUAAUAAAAAGGCAAAUUUAUUGGUCAUAAUAAUUGGGUUUCGUCAGUUUUUUUUUCUUCUGAUGGUACUACUUUAGCAUCUGGUAGUGUUGAUAAGUCUAUCCGUUUAUGGGACGUUAAAACAGUAGACUAAUAAGCAUAAUUAGAUGGUCAUACUCGAAACGUCCGAACAGUCUGUUUCUCAUCUGAUGGUUCAAUAUUAGCAUCUGGUGGUGAUGAUAACUCUAUCCGUUUAUGGGAUGUUAAGACAGGAUAAUAAAAGGCUAAAUUAGAUGGUCAUGAUAAUUCUGUUUCAUCAGUCUGCUUUUCUCCUGAUGGCACUGUAUUAGCAUCUGGAAGCGAUGAUAACAACAUUUGCAUAUGGGAUAUUAAUUCAGGAUAUUCAAAAGCAAAAUUAGAAAGUCAUAGUGAUUACGUUCGAUCUGUCUGUUUCUCUCCUGAUGGCAAUACAAUAGCAUCAGGUAGUGAUGAUAGUUCUAUCCGUUUAUGGGAUGUUACAGGAUAUUAAAAAGCACAUUUAGAUGGACAUGAUAAUUCUGUUACAUCAGUCUGUUUCUCUCCUGACGGUACUAUAUUAGCAUCCGGAAGCAAUGAUAAGUCUAUUCGUUUAUGGGAUGUUAAGACAGGAUAAUAAAAAGCAAAAUUAGAUGGUCAUGAUAAUUGGGUUUCAUCAGUCUAGUUCUCUCCUGAUGGUACUAUGCUAGCAUCUUGUAGUAAUGAUAAGUCUAUCUGUUUAUGGGAUGUUAAUACAGUAUCUUAAAUUGUAAAAUUAACUGGUCUUAUUCAUAAUAUAAGAACGAUAAGUUUUUCCCCUGAUGGUAAUACAAUAGCAUCUGGUAGUGAUGAUAAUUCCAUUUGUUUAUGGGAUGUUAAUUCCGGAUAAUAAUAUGCCUAAUUAGAUGGUCAUAGUAAUUACGUCCGAUAGGUUUGUUUUUCUCCUAAUGGUUUAACAUUAGCCUCUGGUAGUGAUGAUAUGUCUAUUCGCAUAUGGGAUGUUAAGACGGGACAAAAAUUAGCAUCAGGUAAUUUUUCCAAAGAUAUUUUAACUUAAUUUCAAAUACCGAUUUCUCCAUCUACUUUAGCUAACUCUAAUUUUACAAUUCUUCGAAUUUCUUAACAUCCGAUCUUUCAAGCAAAAGGUGCUUUAAUCUCAAAAGGAGAGUUUAUAAAUUAUAAAGGCAUAGACUUAAGAUAUUUACUCAAAUCUAAAGGUUGUUACAUUUUGGAUAGUGAGAUCGCAUUAGAAUAACAUUGA